UUUUUCUCCCCUUUCCCCCCCCCCCCUCUCCGUCUUUUCUCCCCCUCUCCCCCACCCCGUCUCCUCGACACCGCGGAUCCGCCGGCGCUGGCAGGAGCCGCAGCCGGAGGCAGCGGGCGAGGCGCUGCCGCCAGCCCCGCUCCGCUCGCCCCGCUCCGCUCCGCUCCCGCGGGCGCCCAGCCGUGUUUUGAAGGGAGCUAACAUGGCGACGGUGCCCGUCUAUUGCAUCUGUAGGCUGCCCUACGACGUAACCCGCUUCAUGAUCGAGUGCGAUGCCUGCAAGGACUGGUUUCACGGCAGCUGUGUGGGUGUUGAAGAAGAAGAGGCACCAGAUAUUGACAUCUACCAUUGUCCAAAUUGUGAGAAAACUCAUGGAAAGUCUACUUUGAAAAAGAAAAGAAAUUGGCAUAAGCACGACACGGGGCAGCCAACAGAGGUGAAGCCUGUACAGAAUGGCAGCCAGGUGUUCAUCAAGGAACUCCGGAGCAGGACCUUCCCCAGUGCUGAAGAUGUCGUUGUGAAAGUGCCAGGCAGCCAGCUAACAACAGAGUAUUUGGAAGAAAAUGGCUUUGCAGAGCCCAUCCUUGUCCCCAAGAAGGAUGGCCUGGGUCUGUCUGUACCUGCACCCACCUUCUACGUCAGCGACGUUGAAAACUAUGUGGGGCCAGAGAGGAGCGUUGAUGUCACCGAUGUCACCAAGCAGAAAGACUGCAAGAUGAAACUCAAGGAGUUUGUGGAUUAUUACUACAGCACCAACAGGAAGAGGGUUCUGAAUGUGACCAACCUGGAGUUCUCAGACACGAGGAUGUCCAGUUUUGUAGAGCCUCCAGAUAUAGUUAAGAAGUUGUCCUGGGUGGAAAACUACUGGCCUGAUGAUGCUCUCCUGGCUAAACCUAAAGUCACCAAGUACUGCCUGAUCUGUGUCAAGGACAGCUACACCGACUUCCACAUAGAUUCUGGGGGAGCUUCUGCCUGGUACCACGUGCUGAAGGGAGAAAAGAUAUUUUAUCUCAUCAAACCAACCUCUGCAAAUAUUUCUCUUUAUGAACGCUGGCAGUCAGCAGCCAACCACAGUGAGAUGUUUUUUGCAGACCAAGUGGAUAAGUGUUACAAAUGCACAGUGAAGCAAGGACAGACACUCUUCAUUCCCUCAGGUUGGAUUUAUGCAACUCUAACACCUGUGGACUGCCUGGCCUUUGCAGGACAUUUUCUACAUAGUCUAAGUGUUGAGAUGCAGAUGAGGGCCUAUGAAGUGGAAAGACGAUUGAAAAUUGUCAGCCUGACCCAGUUUCCAAACUUUGAAACUGCUUGUUGGUAUAUGGGAAAGCAUCUACUAGAGUCAUUCAAAGGUUUGCAUAAAGCUGGACAACAACCUCCUGCUCAUUUACUCCAAGGAGCAAAAAUUCUCAACGGUGCUUUCAGGUCAUGGACUAAAAAACAGGCUUUAGCAGAGCAUGAAGAUGAACUACCAGAAAACUUCAAACCAGCACAACUUAUCAAGGACCUUGCCAAAGAAAUAAGAUUAAGUGAGAAUGCUUCUAAAGCCAGCAAAACAGACGUGAGUGCCAACACAGCUUCUGAGGAGGUCUGCCCUGUGGAGAAGGAGGAGGCUCCAUCACCCAUCCAGACAACACCUCCACCCCCACCUGUUGAGAAGCCCCCUAAAAAAAAGACUCCCAAAACUGUGAAAACCCCCAAACAGCUCAAGCCAUCCAAACCCCCAAAACCUCCCAAGCCACCCAAACCCCCUAAGCCUCCCAAAACGCCAAAAGUGAAGGGAGAAGGAAAAAAGAAAGGAAAGAAGGCAAAAGAGAGUCCACCACCGGCCAUCCCGAAUCUCGACCUGCUGGAGGCACACACAAAGGAGGCUUUGACAAAGAUCGAGACACCAAAGAAGGGGAAGGCUGCAAAGAAUGUUUUAAGUGUUCCCAAUAAGGAAACUGCUAGUAAGCAGAAUGAGGUGGAGAAAUUUGAAGUACGAGAGCAAAAUAAAAGCAAAACAGAAGCCAAAUGGAAAUAUAAGAACAGCAAACCUGAUUCACUUCUAAAAAUGGAAGAGGAGCACAAGUCAGAAAAGGCACCUUUGUCAGGAAAUAAGGACAACAAAUUUACAUUCUCUUUCUCUAACAAGAAGUUGCUUGGUUCAAAGGGAGUCAAAACUCAGCUGAAUACAAGUGUGUUUGGGUCACUGCAGAAUUUUAAAGAAGAUAAAGCAAAACCUGUGCGAGAUGAAUAUGAGUAUGUGUCAGAUGAUGGUGAACUAAAAAUUGAUGAGUUUCCAAUCAGAAGGAAGAAAAACACUACAAAAAGAGAACUGCCCUUUUUAUCAGAUAAAAAAGACACUCUGCAGCACACUCCUGUUAAGAAGCCAAAGGUGGAGCCAGUAUCGUACAAGAGUGAUGACUCGUCAGAUGAAGAUUUGCUUCACAUUGACACAGAGGCAAAGCCAGGACGCAAUUCCAAAGUAAAGAAAGAGAGUGGAAGUUCAGCAGGAAUUCUUGAUCUUUUGCAGGCGAGCAAGGAAGUUGGAGGUUUAGAAUAUAACACCAACAGCCAGCCACCCGCCUCUCCCAGCACGCAGGAAGCCAUCCAGGGCAUGCUGUCCAUGGCAAACCUCCAGGCUUCAGAGUCCUGCCUCCAGACAUCCUGGGGUACCAACCAGGCCAAGAACAACUCCAUCUCCGCACAGAACUCUAAAAAAACGGGUGGUGGCAGCAACAAAAAUGCUGGCAAGAGGUUACUGAAGAAAAGCACAAAGAACAGCAUUGACAUCGAAGAUUACGAUGAGGAUCAGGACCACUUGGAUGCCUGUUUUAAAGAUUCAGAUUACGUUUACCCUUCUCUUGAAUCAGAUGAGGAUAAUCCAGUAUUCAAAUCCCGAUCAAAGAAAAGGAAAAGUUCAGAUGAUGCCCCUUACAGUCCAACAGCCCGGGUUGGCCCCUCCGUGCCCCGGCAGGACAGACCCGUGCGGGAGGGCACGCGAGUUGCGUCCAUCGAAACCGGACUCGCCGCCGCUGCCGCCAAGCUGUCCCAGCAGGAGGAACAGAAAGGCAAGAAGAAAAAAAAUACCAAAAAGAAGCUGUCUACCAGCAACGUGAACAAAGCGGCUCAGGAAGGCAGCUCUCCAGAGCCAAAGCUGGAGUCCCACGCCAGCAGCCUGACGGAUCACGAGUACACCGCGGGGGCCAGUGCCUUCGGGGCCGCCCAGCCGGGCAAGGGAGCGCAGCCCAUGGCACCCGGGGUUUUCCUCACACAGAGGAGACCCUCAUCAUCCUCGCAGAACAAUGCCUCUGCCAAAGGGAAGCGCACGAAGAAGGGGAUGGCCACGGCCAAGCAGCGGCUCGGCAAGAUCCUGAAGAUCCACCGGAACGGGAAGCUGCUGCUCUAGCGGCGGGGCCGGCGGGACACCAACCCGGGCCGCCGCCUCUUGGCUCCAGGCCAUCGCUACAAUAAUAAUCCCUUUAACUUUCAGCGGUCGGAGUGUACAGAAUCCUGCUAUAAAUAUUUUUUAAUAUAGAUGUCCUUUCUCAGAGUGCUGAGAGUGACUAGCCGCAAAAAGUUAAUACUAAUCCCGGCAGGGGAGGAGCGCGAUAGUCCCCCCGACCCGACCCGACCCCGGCCCCGGCCCG
This is a messenger RNA of Calypte anna (Anna's hummingbird), 3629 nucleotides long. RefSeq names its product PHD finger protein 2 (gene PHF2). The transcript is spliced from 22 exons. NCBI's taxonomy places the organism in Eukaryota, Metazoa, Chordata, Aves, Apodiformes, Trochilidae. Gene Ontology annotation, molecular function: histone demethylase activity; transcription coregulator activity. The record is from RefSeq and is a predicted model, not a curated record. Bases 203 to 3388 code for a protein of 1061 amino acids. Gene Ontology annotation, biological process: protein demethylation; regulation of transcription by RNA polymerase II.